GCCCGAAGGAUGUGUUUUUGCUUUUUUCCAUAAAAAAAAAAAAGAAAAACUAGCGCACGAGCCGGUUGGUUGCCGGACACGUUGGGGCCCCACACCCUCUCCACAAAAUCCGCCAGUGGUGGGCCGUCAGCCAGUCAGCGACGAACGAGAGAGGCGCGAGGUUGCUGUCGUUGAUUGAGCUGCGAACUCGGCUCUCCAUGGCCUCCCCUUUCGUCCUCCUCGUCGUCGUGGCGGCGCUCCUCUUGCCGCCUGCCGUCUUCGCGGCGCCCGAGGAGCACCUCGUCACCGGCCUCCCGGGCUUCCAUGGUGCCUUCCCCUCCAAGCACUACUCCGGGUACGUGACCGUGGACGAGCGUAGCGAGCGCAGCCUAUUCUACUACCUGGUGCUGUCCGAGCGCGACCCGGCCACCGACCCCGUCGUGAUCUGGCUCAACGGAGGCCCGGGAUGCUCCAGCUUCGACGGCUUCGUCUACGGGAACGGUCCCUUUAAUUUCGAGCCUGGGAGCUCGCCUGGAAGCCUGCCCAAGCUGCAGCUCAACCCCUACAGCUGGUCAAAGGUCUCGAACAUCAUGUAUCUCGACUCUCCUGCCGGUGUUGGGAUGUCCUACUCAUUGAAUAAAUCAGAUUAUAUAACAGGUGACCUGAAAACCGCAGCUGAUGCGCACAAAUUCCUGUUGAAGUGGUUCGAGUUAUACCCCGAGUUUCAGUUGAACCCAUUCUACAUCUCAGGGGAGUCGUAUGCAGGGGUUUAUAUCCCCACAAUCACUGACGAAGUUGUUAAAGGCAUUGAGAGAGGUGUGAAGCCAAGAAUCAAUUUCAAGGGCUAUCUAAUUGGCAAUCCAGCAACUGAUGUAGACUACGAUUUCAAUUCAUUUGUGCCAUUUGCGCAUGGGAUGGGUCUCAUCUCAACUGACAUGUAUGAGGACGUCAAAGCUUCUUGCCGUGGCACAUUCUUUGGCACUUUAGAUAAUCUGUGCCAAGAGAAGAUCGACAGAGUGCGCUGGGAACUGAAAGACCUGAACAAGUACAACAUCCUUGCACCCUGUUACCAUCAUCCUGAAAUCCAAGAGCUAGAGUUCAGCAAGAGCAGCUUACCACAGAGUUUUAGAAGGCUAGGAGAGACAGAUAGGCCAUUUCCAGUGAGGAAGCGAAUGGCAGGGCGUUCUUGGCCCCUCCGCCUUGCUCUCAAGGAUGGUCACGUUCCGAUGUGGCCAGGCCUUGGUGGUAGAUCACUUCCCUGCACGAGUGAUGAAGUUGCUACUACAUGGCUGGAUGAUGAAGAUGUUAGAGCUGCGAUUCAUGCCAAACCAAAAAGCUUAAUUGGAUCAUGGGAACUGUAUACUGCAAGAAUAGACUUCACUCAUGAUACUGGGACAAUGUUGACCUAUCACAAGAAGCUUACAGGUUUGGGAUAUCGUGUGCUAAUUUACAGCGGUGACCACGACCUGUGUAUUCCUUACCCUGGUACUGAAGCAUGGGUGAAAUCAAUAGGCUACCAAGUUGUUGAUAGAUGGCGCCCAUGGUACUUUGGAGACCAAGUUGCAGGAUAUACAGAAGGAUACGGUCACAAUCUCACCUUCCUCACCAUAAAGGGAGCUGGACAUGCUGUGCCCGAGUACAAGCCCAAGGAGGCUCUCGCAUUCUACAGUCGUUGGCUAGCAGGAGAAAAGUUCUAAGAAAAACAGGACCAUUGCAGAUUUUACAAGCCACCAGUUAUUGGUCUUUUGGAAUAUCGGUGUCCCAUGCAUAUCUUGUUCCUCACUCAUCGAAAAUUAUUGUUGUGUAUUGUGUGCAUAGACUCAAUGUAAAUCAAGGCAUCAGAUCCAAUAAGAAAGCAGGUUUCUCUGAAAUGCUGUGUAACCCUUUCUGUACAGAUGAAGAGAUUGUUACGUGGGAUCUGCACCUCAAAUCUAGUGUGGUGGUGGAGGCACUAUUCAAUUAAUCAUGGUUUAGAUCCA
Molecule: messenger RNA, 1958 nt
Organism: Sorghum bicolor (sorghum)
Lineage: Eukaryota; Viridiplantae; Streptophyta; Magnoliopsida; Poales; Poaceae
Product: serine carboxypeptidase 1
Exons: 14
Coding region: 198-1676 (492 amino acids)
Biological process (GO): proteolysis; secondary metabolic process
Molecular function (GO): serine-type carboxypeptidase activity; acyltransferase activity, transferring groups other than amino-acyl groups
Source: RefSeq, a predicted model, not a curated record